AGCCGUUUCUGGAAUGUUCUUUUCAGUUACUUCUUUUUUUCCUCCCUCUAUGGCAGGUUUUACUUAAAAAUAAUGCUGUUUAUUUAGCAUGUCUUGGAGACCCUCUUUUGAAGAACCGCAGUCAUGAACGGCUUGAACAUCCGGCUUCGCAGCAACCAAUUCAUCCUGCUGUUGCUAUUGCUCCUGCAGGUUCAGAGCUUGGGUCUGGAUAUUGAUAGUCGACCUGCUGCAGAGGUCUGUGCCACACACGCCAUUUCACCAGGACCUAAAGGAAAAGAUGGAGAAAAAGGAGACAGAGGAGAAGAAGGCAAGGAUGGCAAAGUGGGGCGCAGGGGACCCAAAGGAGUUAAAGGAGACCUGGGUGAUAUGGGACCCCAGGGCAAUAUUGGCAAGUCUGGCCCCAUUGGCAAGAAAGGUGACAAAGGGGAAAAGGGUCUGCUUGGCAUUCCUGGAGAAAAAGGCAAAGCAGGCACCGUCUGCGACUGUGGAAGAUACCGGAAAGUGGUGGGACAACUGGAUCUUAGUGUCGCUCGUCUCAAGACAUCUAUGAAGUUCAUCAAGAAUGUUAUAGCAGGGAUCCGAGAAACUGAAGAGAAAUUUUACUACCUCGUGCAGGAGGAGAAGAACUACAGGGAAUCCCUGACCCACUGCAGGAUCCGGGGAGGGAUGCUAGCCAUGCCCAAGGACGAGGCUGUGAACACACUUAUUGCAGACUAUGUCGCCCAGAGUGGCUUCUUCCGAGUGUUCAUUGGAGUGAAUGACCUUGAGAGGGAGGGACAGCAUGUGUUCACGGACAACAGCCCACUGCAGAACUACAGCAACUGGAAGGAGGGGGAGCCUAGCGACCCCUAUGGCCAUGAAGACUGUGUGGAGAUGCUGAGUUCAGGCAGGUGGAAUGACACGGAGUGUCAUCUUACCAUGUAUUUUGUCUGUGAGUUUGUCAAGAAGAAAAGAUAACUUCCCUCACAUCACACAGCCAUGCUUCUCCUAGGCUCCCCAGCAGUUCUAUCCAUCCCCACCUCCCUAAUUACACUGCCUUGCUAAAAUGACAUAAGAAUCCCUUAUCCACUAGCUUCUUCUUCUGUGUCAAUUGUGACAACUAUGUACAUAAUGUUUGUUUGGGACAUUCUUGGGGAUCUUUGUCUCUUUCUUCUAUUUAAUCCUCUGAUUUAAUGAAGGAAGACUCUAGAACUCCAAGGGGAAAAAGGAGGGUUAUUCCUAAAGAGCAUGAGGUAUAUAGCCCUUUUGUGAAAUUGCCCCUUGCUAUUAAUGGCUCCAUCUUUUUUCAUGAAUGUAUUCAGGGAGACAUUUCUCACCUUCCGCAAAGAGAAUAGGGGUGGGAUAAAACUCUAUAAAAGUGUUAAAGUGCGACCCUCUCUAAGGCCCCGCCCCCUUCCAAGGAAUAUGUCACUCCUGGAGAGAUUUCACCGGAGGCCUUUCAUACUCCGUACGUUAACGUUGCUGGAGACGCCCUGCCUGCUAUUUUGACAUCACAGGGCUAUGCCAGGCACAGCAUUUGGAAUGUGUACAGACUCCUCAGUUACCGAGUUGGCAGCAUGCUAUCUCGAGCUGCAGAUCAAACCUCGAAGCCGUUCUCGUCUGGCAUUUGAAAAUAAACAGCUGAACAAAUCUCCAGCUUCUCUCCUUCUAAACUGAUGCUCCACUCACAGGUUGUGACACACGAUGCAAUUGUUUAAAAUGCUGGCAAAGCCAUCAGUGAGCUAAGAGAAGCAGAUCGGCAGCAUAUGUUCUCCUUAAGCCAUCUGCUCAUGACGUCACCCGUGACUAACUGGGUGAGAGAUGGGAUUUACUGACAUUCGUUCGGUGAAUUCACCAAGAGUCACAAACCCAUGUCCUACAGAGUCCCGAGAGACGGCAUAAACAGAUGAACUUGAAGGACUGAGGCUCCUUAACCGCAGAGCACAGCCUGCCCUUUGAAGGAACCAACUCCUCAUUAGCUACCGCUGCGGCUGCCACGCAGGACCCAGCAUCGCUGCCAGCCAGAGUACUGACAUUUGAACAGAAGUCAGACAGCUGCAACUUUAUAACUCUGGAUUCUUAAGUGUUGACAAUUAAUCAAUAUCUAACCUAGAUUUUUUUAGACCUACAAACGUCUGCUAGCCAAAUUGUGAGCUUUCGAUUUCCAUCCUCUGGGGAAAGUUCUAAUUGUGUCAGGUGUCAUUAGGAAAUGAUGACAUCAAAGUCAGGUCUCUCGUGGAUGCCUUAUUCAGUUCAGCUCAACGGGAGAAAUUUGUUAAACCUUUGACAUUUACCAGGUUAUUAGACUAGUUAGAGUCCCUUUUGAGAAUGUGACAUAGAGUAAAAUUUUGAAAGCUGAUCAGUCUGAUACAGUUACAAACCGGGGCACUAUGCCAAAUGCCAGUCGAGAUCUCAGAGAAUGGGAACACCCAGAAACACACAGAGGAAAAGAAGGAGCUGAAGAAAUGACUGAGAGACGAGAGAGGCAGCCAAGAGCAAACAGAGCCUAGGGCGGCUCCUGUUGGAUCCUUGUUCACAAUUGCUCUGUGUCCCUGAAGUCUGAAUAUUUUGAACAUAUGGCAAAUGCUAUCCUUUCUAUUACAAAUGUUAUAAUGCUAACAGUUCUCUCAAUAACUCAUUUUAGUUUGGAAAACACUUCUAAGAGUUGAUGACAGCUUCAAAGAAUAGAAACCAUCCUGAAACCUUGCCUGGAAGAACCUCCUAAGACAUAACAUAUUUGAUCAUAAGUUAAAGCAUCAGUAUAUAACCCAGGCUGUCCUUGAACUCUCAGUCUUCCUGCCUCAGCCUCCUGGGUGCUGGUAAUAGGCGUCAUUACUGUACCCAGCUGAAAAUGUACCAUUGCGAUGUGUUUUCUGUUUUGUAAAGGCCUUUGCACUUCCUUCCUUGUUUGAUCCUUAAAAUAUGAGACUUACAAAAGGCAAGAAGUUUUACUGCCAUUUUUUGCCCAGUGAAAAUACUGCAGCUCAAGAAAUCAAAGACAUUAACAAAGUCAGUGCUCUUGAGAGAAAGGAAAGCUACUGUUCCGCCGGACCAAGCUGAUAGAUCCCUUGAUGGCAUGCUUGCAAGGGGACAGGGUGUGCAUUGGGCAGGGAGAAAUUAAGUGAGCAGCGUCACUCACAGUAUAGUCUACAGAAGGAUGUAGUUUUGCAGGUGUUGUUGGUGCUGAGAAGGUGGUAGGGUGGUUUCAUUUCGGGUGACAGGUAUGUGACAGCGUUGCUCAAAAUUUCAAACUCUCGAUCUGGCAUCAUGACUACCUAAAUGUCCUUAGUGACUGUGACCCUUCCUAGCUGCACUAUGGGGAUAAUUUAAAUAUUCUGUAUCCCUUAUGCCCUUAUCAUUUUCUAACAUAGAGAACCAUGACCUAAAGAGGAACUGUGGUGAGGUAUUUAGAAAAGUACUAGCUAGACACACUAUAUGCGUGCCGCAAGACUUGGACGUUACUACUAGCUACAUGCGCUAUGAGAUACGUGAGCAAAAAAAAAGAAUAUUUUGAGAGAUAUAUUAUAAAUAGAGAAUCUAUAUUUAAUUACAUAAAAUAUGAGUUUCAAAGGAUAAAAGUAAAAUCAUUGGGGUCUGAAGAGAUAGUUCAGUGGCUAAGACCCCAUGCAGUUCUUUCGGGGGACCCUAGCUAAGUUCCCAGCACCCAGAAUAUGUGGCUAAAAAUUGCCUGUAACUCUAACUCUAGGCAGUGUGACACCUUUAUCUGGACUCCUUGGGCACCCACUGUCACCUGUUCACAGUCCCACACACGGAUACACAUACAUGCACAUAACUUUAAAAGUAAAAUAAAUGUUUUUAAAGGUAAAACUAUUAAUUGUAUUGUCUGUCGAUUAUUAUGCCUUCAUACUACAGCAUAAUCCUUUCACAUAUGAGGGAAAGCAUCUAUUAUAUAAUUUUGAAUGGAGAUUGCAGAAUAGCCAUUUUCCAUUGGUCCUGUAUGCAUAGAUCUUUAUAUAACAUAAGAAUGUGCUUCACUGUAACUCUAACAGAUGACAGUCUGUAUUUGAAUGUUUGGGUAAUUUAAUAAGCUCUUAUAGGAUAUUAAAAUACAUUUCAUCUAAUUUG
Molecule: messenger RNA, 4065 nt
Organism: Myodes glareolus (Bank vole)
Lineage: Eukaryota; Metazoa; Chordata; Mammalia; Rodentia; Cricetidae
Gene: Colec10
Product: collectin subfamily member 10
Biological process (GO): ossification
Molecular function (GO): growth factor activity
Source: RefSeq, a predicted model, not a curated record